GGAGGGAAGGCGGGAGGGCGCGCGCCGGGGCUGCUGCUGCUCGCUGGCUCCCUCCCUCCGCCGGUGGGUUCAGUCAGUCAGCCGGCUGCCCGCAGGCCCGCGAGCCGCAGAGGGCCCGAGCCUCGGACUCCGGCGCCUCCUCCUGCCAUUGUUCCUGUGCCUGGAGCGGCGGCGGCGGACGCGGGAGCCCGGACCCCGGGAGCUACCGCACAAUCAUGACGACAGAGAAGAGUUUAGCCGCAGAGACUGAAGAUUCGGAGCAGCAACAACAGAAGGAAGAGGGGGAGGGAGCCGCACACGGAGGCCGCCAGGAGACUCAGCUGGAGGAAGCUUCUCCACCAGCGGCUGAGGGAGAUAACCAGUGUGAACCCAAGCCUCAGGCCUCUAAUGGAGACACCCCUACACAUGAAGACUUGACCAGGAGCAAGGAGCGGGCUGCAGAGAACAGAGGCCUGUCACGACUGCUCUCCUCCUUUCUCAAAAAGCCCAGAUCUCAGGUCUCUGAGGAGGAAGGCAGAGAAGUCGAGUCAGAUAAAGAAAAAGGUGAAAGGGGCCAGAAAGAAAUAGAAUUUGGAACCAGUCUUGAUGAAGAGAUCAUCUUAAAGGCCCCCAUUGCAGCUCCUGAGCCUGAACUCAAAACAGACCCAUCCUUGGAUCUUCAUUCAUUAAGCAGUGCAGAAACACAGCCUGCUCAGGAGGAUCAGCCAGAAGAUCCAGGUCUUGAACCUAAGGAAGGAGAGGGACUUGAAGAGUGCUCCAAAGUAGAAGUAAAAGGAGACAGUCCUCAAUCGAAAGCGGAGAAUCCAAAAGCUUCCCAGAAGUCAGUCAGAAGACACAGAAACAUGCACUGCAAGGUUUCUUUGUUGGACGACACUGUUUAUGAAUGUGUUGUGGAGAAACAUGCCAAGGGACAAGAUCUGCUUAAACGAGUGUGUGAGCACCUCAAUCUUUUGGAGGAAGACUACUUCGGUCUAGCCAUUUGGGACAAUGCAACCUCUAAGACAUGGUUGGACUCUGCCAAAGAAAUAAAAAAGCAGGCUCGUGGUAUUCCUUGGAACUUCACAUUUAAUGUGAAGUUUUAUCCACCUGACCCAGCACAGUUAACUGAAGAUAUAACAAGAUACUACUUAUGUCUUCAGCUUCGCCAGGACAUAGUUUCAGGACGUCUGCCAUGCUCCUUUGCAACCUUAGCAUUGUUAGGUUCUUAUACCAUCCAGUCUGAGUUGGGAGACUACGACCCAGAACUCCACGGCGUGGAUUAUGUCAGUGAAUUUAAACUGGCUCCAAAUCAGACCAAGGAACUUGAAGAGAAGGUCAUGGAACUGCAUAAAUCAUACAGGUCCAUGACUCCAGCCCAAGCUGAUUUGGAAUUUCUUGAGAAUGCCAAAAAGUUGUCUAUGUAUGGAGUUGAUCUUCAUAAAGCAAAGGACUUGGAGGGCGUAGAUAUCAUCCUAGGUGUCUGCUCUAGCGGCCUUCUGGUUUACAAGGAUAAGCUGAGAAUUAACCGCUUUCCUUGGCCUAAAGUGCUGAAGAUUUCGUACAAACGUAGCAGCUUUUUCAUCAAGAUUCGUCCUGGAGAGCAAGAACAGUAUGAAAGUACCAUUGGGUUCAAACUUCCCAGCUAUCGAGCAGCUAAGAAAUUGUGGAAAGUCUGUGUAGAGCAUCACACAUUUUUCAGACUGACAUCAACAGACACCCUUCCCAAAAGCAAAUUUCUUGCUCUAGGAUCCAAAUUUCGAUACAGUGGCCGGACUCAGGCUCAGACCAGGCAAGCCAGUGCCCUCAUUGACAGGCCUGCCCCACACUUUGAGCGCACAGCAAGCAAACGGGCCUCCCGCAGCCUUGAUGGAGCAGCAGCCGCAGACUCAGCAGACCGGAGUCCUCGGCCCACCUCCGCACCAGCCAUUGCUCAGAGUCAGGUGUCAGAAGGCAGUGUCCCAGCAGCACCUGUCAAAAAGGCAGCACAGAAGGAGACAGUGACAGUGGAGGUGAAAAGGGAAGAAGAACCACCCGAACAAGCUGAGCCAGAGCCCACGGAAGCUUGGAAGGUGGAAAAAACCCACAUCGAGGUCACAGUCCCCACCUCAAGUGGUGAACAAACACAGAAAAAGAGAGAGAGACUAGAUGGUGAAAACAUUUAUAUCAGACAUAGCAAUUUAAUGUUGGAGGAUUUAGAUAAGAGUCAAGAAGAGAUCAAAAAGCAUCAUGCCAGCAUCAGUGAGCUGAAAAAGAACUUCAUGGAAUCUGUACCAGAACCACGACCUAGCGAAUGGGAUAAGCGCUUAUCAACUCAUUCCCCUUUCCGAACUCUGAACAUCAAUGGGCAAGUCCCUACAGGAGAAGGAAGUAUAAAUGGCAUUCGCACAGAGGAGGUGGCUCUCGUGACAAAGGGGCUAUCUAACCCUGAUUCUGACUGGGAGGGCCCCACACACUCGGUAGUUCCUAGUGAGAGCCAGAUGACUGCCCCAGCGGCGUCACCACAAAACUUUGGCUCUGUCUCCAUCUUCGUAAGCGGCAAGGAAACGGAAGAGGAGGAGCAGGGGGAAGCUGGUUGUUUUGAUGCUAAGGAGCUGCUGAGAGUCCCAAGUGGGGAAUAUAUAGGAAUGGAGGAACAGGCCAGUGCCUGCAACUCCUCAAUCCCACCAGCCACCUGCCCGCUGCGACCUGGGGAGGAAAAGGCACAGAGUAGUGAAGAACAUGUUGCACCAGGAGAGCCACACGAGAAGCAAAAUGGAUCAUUUCUUGACUCUCACGUGGGUAACCAGUUCCCCACCCUCAUUCGAAGUUUCCAGCCUCCCCUGGUGAAGACUCAAACUGUCACCAUCUCAGAUACUGCCAACGCUGUAAAAAGUGAAAUCCCAACCAAAGAUGUGCCUAUUGUCCACACCGAGACCAAGACCAUCACUUACGAAGCUGCCCAGACUGACGACAGCAAUGGGGACUUGGACCCAGGGGUCUUGCUGACAGCUCAGACCAUCACGUCCGAGACCACAAGCAGCACCACCACGACUCAGAUUACCAAGACUGUCAAAGGUGGGAUUUCUGAGACCCGGAUUGAAAAGAGAAUUGUGAUCACAGGAGAUGCUGAUAUUGACCAUGACCAGGUCCUUGUCCAAGCCAUCAAGGAGGCAAAGGAACAGCACCCAGACAUGUCCGUGACCAAGGUGGUCGUCCAUCAGGAGACCGAGAUUGCUGAGGAGUGAGCUCAGGAACUAGCCCACCCCGACUCCCUGCCUUUCUCCCUCCAAGAGAAACCAGAGAAAUGAUGCCGCAGCUCACCUGCACUAGUUAGACUGCAGACUUGCAAGAUGACCCUAAACCGCCAGAAAAUGAGAUUCCUUUUCUAUUUGGAGUUUAUAUCAAGAGAUUCUUCUAGAUACUUUUGAAGACCUUUUUCUAUAGAAUGAUACCAGAAAUUAUUCAACUUUUCUGUCUACAGUUUUUAGAAAAAAUUUUUUCCCCAUGGGGUGAUUUGUAACUGCUUGCACCUAGCCUCUCCUCACCGAUUUCCAACCCAGAUAUUGACAGGAUCCACAGACCCCUUCAGGGAACUUUCCAGACUCCGUCGCCUGGGUUGGAGG
Ochotona princeps (American pika) is the source of this 3581-nucleotide messenger RNA. It is a transcript of the gene EPB41, whose product is annotated as erythrocyte membrane protein band 4.1. NCBI's taxonomy places the organism in Eukaryota, Metazoa, Chordata, Mammalia, Lagomorpha, Ochotonidae. The transcript is spliced from 21 exons. The record is from RefSeq and is a predicted model, not a curated record. Bases 216 to 3203 code for a protein of 995 amino acids. Gene Ontology annotation, cellular component: plasma membrane; cytoskeleton. Gene Ontology annotation, biological process: cortical actin cytoskeleton organization. Gene Ontology annotation, molecular function: actin binding; structural molecule activity.